AUGUCGAUGAUUCUGCAAACGGUUGUUUUCGCAUGGAUAUUGUUUGCUGCUCAAAUAGUGUGCGGUCAAAAAAUCGACACAGCACAAUGCGGUAACACGACCGGAUGCUUAUGGGCACCGGAAGGAUGUGAAAAAAAAGGAAAUUGCAAGAUCACCUUCACUUAUAAGGUGAAUGGAACGGAUCUUCAAAUGGAAAUAUCGGGAACACCUGAAGAGGAAGAUGCAUACAUAGCUGUUGCAUUUUCGAAGGAUAACAAAAUGGGCAGCGAUAUGGUCGUGUUUUGUGCCAGAUUCCGAGGAAUGGUCUCAGGAGACUUGGCAACUAUCCUACAUGAUAAUAAAAUUUUCAUUAUGCCCGAUGAUAUAAGACGCAAAGAGCAAGUCGUCGAUGCGGCUACCAACUCGAAUGGUGUGCUUUACUGUAAGAUACGUGAACGUCAAAAGACAGAAGUACAUGGCCUCUUUAAUCUCGAUCAUUCUUAUUACAUAUUAUUGGCAAGCGGACCAUUUAAUAAGACGCAUCUGCUCUAUCACAAAGAAUUCAGAUACAUUAUGCCAGAAGUUUCGCUAUCACAAUACGGAGGUCCUUGUAAUGAUCAAAAUACAACUACAACUAGCACAUACACAUAUGCCACCACCAAGAAACCAAAAGAUGGAAGCGCCACUAACAGGACAAGGAGAACAGGUUCACCUCGCAAAACUACUUCCAAUAACAAACCGACAGAUGGAAACGUUACUGACAAGACAAAGAACAAAACAAAUGAAGAAAAUCAGAAAGCAGGUUCAACCGCCAAAAUUACUUCCAGUAAUAAACCAAAAGAUAGAAAUGUUACGGAGGAAACAGAGAAGAAAACUGCAAUAGGAAAACAAAUGACAGGCGUAAUGUUGACAGUUAUCCUAACGUUCACUGCACGUUAA
Messenger RNA from Necator americanus (New World hookworm), 918 nucleotides. RefSeq lists its product as uncharacterized. NCBI's taxonomy places the organism in Eukaryota, Metazoa, Nematoda, Chromadorea, Rhabditida, Ancylostomatidae. The record is from RefSeq and is a predicted model, not a curated record. Gene Ontology annotation, biological process: regulation of glutamate receptor signaling pathway. The transcript has 11 exons. The coding region runs from base 1 to 918 and encodes 305 amino acids.